Messenger RNA from Blepharisma stoltei, 2406 nucleotides. The record is from the annotation of a GenBank genome assembly. Lineage: Eukaryota; Ciliophora; Heterotrichea; Heterotrichida; Blepharismidae.
AUGGAUCAUAGACAACAAGCAGCAGACUCCCUAGAGCAAGCAGUGGCCAGCAAAAACACGGAAUGAGCAACCGCUUUAAUCGAUUAUAUAAUCAGUAACAGAAUACAAGUAAAAAUAAGCCCUUUAAAGUUCCAGUGCUCGUCCCACAUUUUUAUGUUUCCAGGCAUGCCAUCAUUUUUUCUCGAAAACCCUAACAAUUACCAUGUUCCUUACCACUGCGCAAAUUCUCAUAAAAUUUGCAAUGAUUGCUUAAUCAAUUUCAUAACUUGACAAUUUGGGAUGUCUGGGUUGGGAAAAUAUUAUGAAUGCCCUGCAUGCGCUGGGCAUAGAAUUCCAGGCUCGAUUCUCUAUCACCCAGACUUAGAAGAAAAAAAAGUAGCUAGUUACGUUGGGGAAGAUGCAGUAAAUGCAGAUAAAUGAAGUCGAGCUACGCACGCUCAGUGUAAUAAUUUUUGCAAUAAUAUAAGCAGUCAGGCUUAUUCUGUUUGUGCUGAUAAUCAUAUUUUCUGUGAAGUUUGCAUACAAAAUGCAAUUGAAGCGGCGAAAUUCUCGUUAAAGUGUCCUAAUAAAAACUGCAAGAGGAUAAUGGCAAGUUGAAUUGCAGAGCAAGCUUGUUUCGAAAAGAAAGAUUUAUUGAAGAAAAUUUGGGAGGAUUUAAAAAUUGAAGGAUUUUUGUUUAAUUUGUGCCCAAACUGUGACGCGAGAAUAAAAACACCGACAGCUAGUGCUGAGAUUAAAUGUACAGAAUGCGGGAAAAAAUAUUGCAUUGACUGUUUAGAAGAGUCGCAUAUUGGGAUUUCGUGCUUGGCAGCCAGUGAAAAUCGGCUCAAUUUUUAAUGAAAAAUUUUUAUUAUAUUUUAAAUUAAUAUAAAAAAAUAUUUUUUCUGUGAAGAUCAGGCGAAAGUUGUAGAUUUACCUGUCCCAGCUGAUUUUUCUAACUUCCCCCUCCGUGAGAGAACCAAAAAAUUUUGUUAGUUCACAGAGUGGUUAAUUUUGUUUUAACAAAUUUAUAUUAAAUUUUAUCGUGAGUUUUUUUUUUAAAAUUUAAAAAAUCCACAUUGUAAAAAUUGAGAAGUAAAAAUUUAAUUUAAUUUGUAAAAUUUAUAAUUUAAAAUGCAAGCUGUUUAAAAUUAAAUAUAAUUAGAGAUCAUUAUAAUAAUUAUUACUUAUAUAUCAAACAUUUUUUUCAUAAAAAAAUUAUAUCGAAAAUAUUUUUUUUGUGUGGUUUUUUGGGAAAUAAAUAAGGAUUUUUCAAUGGUUUUAUCACUCACGGAGAGAGGAGUAAACCAAAAAAUAAAUUAGAAAGAGAAUAUUUAAACGCAAAAUUUGUAUUUGAGCAGAAUGCGCGUGACAAAGUAAUGGUGUCUGCAAAGAUGAUCAUUAAUAAGGCUGUAGAAAUGAGGUAUAAAGCAAAAAAAGAAGAAAUUUCAAAGACAUUGGCUGAUAGAGAAGACGAUAUUUAUGUAUGGCAUGGCUCUAGUGCUGCUGCUUAUGAUAAUAUUGCAAAAAACGGGUUUGGCAUUGGUGGGGUGACUCCAGGGGUAGCAGUUAAGACAAAUACAGCCUUUGGGUAUGGAGUUUAUACAGCUACAGAUCCACAACUUUCGUUUUCUUAUGUUGUUGGAGACACUAUUUUGUGCUGUAAAGCUUUUAUAAAUUAGGCUGGGUAUUUAUAGCCCACAUAUCCAAAAGCACCACUUCGUGAAAUUAGCUCCAAAUGCUAAUUCACGGGGUAGUAGAGGUAUGUAGUAUCCACCUUAGCAAGAGCUAGGCAGAAACCUCCGGUUUUCGGUCGAGGAUUCUCCCCAUGCGGAUUUUCUGGAAUCUUCAACUCAAGCCUUCGCCUAUGUUGUACAGGUCUUGAGCCUAUAGUCAGAUCACCCUUCUCAUCAAGAUUUUAGACUGGAUAGACUCACCCUUGAGAAUCUUGUACAGUCUACCUUCCUCUUUCCUUGAUUUAUCUCAAGUCAAGAAUUCAAUGGCCUACACAAUUCAGGACUGGCCACAAAGCAGUUUAAUCAGUAAAUCGCCUGCUUCUAUCUGAGAUUCAACUUGAGGUGGGUGCUACUUUUAAAAAUAUUCAAAAAGAGCCCCUCGAGGUUAAUAAUGAGCAAGGCCUCUUACCUCAAAGCCAAUCUUAAGCAUCUCUUUUACACAAAAUAACACAUCCAGAUAUGCAUAAGGACAUUCCGCCACAGGAAGGAUUGGUUGCUCUUCAAAGACCAUUUUAUAUAUAAUUGUAAAGUUUUUAAAGGCAAUUUAGGGAACAAUACUGUAGCUGCAAAUCCAGCUGAUUUAAAUAACCCAAACCAGCAUGCUUAUCUGAAACUUCCAGAAGGCAUCCUUGUGCUGUUUUCUACAGACCAAAUUGUCCCAGUGUAUCUAAUUAAAUAUAGAAAUGCAUAA